Drosophila subobscura is the source of this 1762-nucleotide messenger RNA. It is a transcript of the gene SmydA-1, whose product is annotated as SET domain-containing protein SmydA-8. Bases 105 to 1652 code for a protein of 515 amino acids. NCBI's taxonomy places the organism in Eukaryota, Metazoa, Arthropoda, Insecta, Diptera, Drosophilidae. Gene Ontology annotation, molecular function: protein binding. The transcript has 6 exons. The record is from RefSeq and is a predicted model, not a curated record.
AAUCGUGUACCUCUCGUGUGGAUGCACACCGCGCUGAUACGUGUGUACAUGCUGGGCGCUGUUAGUGUGUUGGAGAAUCUCGUUGGAAAAGCAUCUCCAUUGCGAUGAAUCCCUGCAAUGUGUGCGAGCAGCCGACCAAGAGCAAGUGCUCCAACUGCAAUCAGGUGUCCUACUGCAGUGUGCAGCAUCAGAAGCAGGACUGGAAGGCGCACAAAUCCAGCUGCCAUCCGUUUAAGAUUGCCCACAAUGAGCUGCUCGGGCGACACUUGGUGGCCACGCGCAACAUAAAGCCGCACGAGAUCAUACUGAAGGAGGCGCCGCUGGUGCGGGGACCAGCACAGAUCACGCCGCCUGUCUGCAUGGGCUGCCUGAACAGCAUCGAGCCGGAGGAUCACAUCGAUUGCGACCUGUGCGGCUGGCCGCUGUGUGGCCCCGAGUGCAAGUCGCUCGAGGAGCAUCGGGCCGAGUGUCAGCUCACCCAGCAGCGGGGCCAGAAGGUGAAUGUGCACGAAUUCAAUGGCUCCCAUCCGCUGUACACCUGCGUGAGCACCGUGCGCUGCCUGCUCAUCGGCGAGACGAGCCCGGAGAAGGCGCGCAAGUUCCAGGAGCUCGAGUCGCUGGAGUCCACCAGGCGCGGCUCCAACCAAUGGAAGGCGGAUCUCGCCAGCAUUGGCCAGUUCAUACCCAAGUUCUUCAAGACGGAGAGAUUCAGCGAGGAGGAAGUGAUGAAAGCUGUGGGCGCCCUGCAGAUCAAUGGCCACGAAGUUCCCACCUCGGAUCCCCCACACGUGGCCGUCUUCUACACGGCCUCCUUCACGGAGCACUCCUGCAUGCCGAACCUGGCCAAGAGCUUCAACAAGAACGGACACUGCAUCCUGUGGGCGCCGCGCGAAAUCAAGAAGAACUCCCAUCUGAGCAUCUGCUACUCGGACGCCAUGUGGGGCACUGCCGACCGGCAGCGUCAUCUCGUUCAGACGAAGCUCUUCAAGUGCGCCUGCGAGCGCUGUGCGGAUGUCACGGAGCUGGGCACCUACUACAGCGCCAUCAAGUGUGAGGACAGCCGCUGCGAUGGUCUCAUGUUGCCCAGCAAGUCGGACGAUUGGAAUGGCAGUUGGAAGUGCCGCGAGUGCCAGAAGCAGGUGCAGAGACACUACAUAGAUCGCAUACUGGAGCGAGCGGGCAAAGACCUGCAGACCAUGGAGAAGACUGCGGAAAACGGCUUAAAAUACCUAAAGCACUAUGAAAAGUGGCUGCCGCCGCGUCACUUUCACAUGAGUGAGGUGAAGAUACUGCUCGUCCAGCUGCUGGCCAAGGAUCAGCAGGAACUGAUGGUGCUAGCCGACGAUAAGUUGGCCCUGAAGCUGCAGUUCUCCUCGGAGCUCGUACAGCUAUACGAGACCCUUGCGCCAUGUGAGGUACGCACACUCGGCACGCUCUGCUUUGAGCUGCACUCGGCCAUCGCCGAGCAGACACGUCGCGUGUCCCUGGAGACGAGUCUGUCGCCCAAGGAGCGGCUGGAGGAGUCCCUGCUGUACGUGGACAAGUGCGUAAACUAUUUGCAGUACGAGUCGGACAUCUUUGUGGAGGGUCACAUACUCAAGCAGGCCAAAAUCAAUCGCGAUGCGCUGCGCAUGGUCAUGAGGAUCUCCUAGUCUGGCAAUUGAAUCACUGCAAACCGUGUCGUCCAGAGAUAGCAGCAAUUAUACAGAAGUCUCGAGUGUAUGGCUCUUUUCGAAAUCUACAAUAAAUUGUCAUUACUGGA